CAACAUGGCGGCCACUGGAGUGCUACCGUUCGUUCGCGGUGUUGAUUUUACUCGCAAUGACUUCCAGGAUGACAAGUUUCCAGUAGAGAUUGCUGAUAUGUCAGGAUUAAGAUGGCUGAGACUUAACAAAACAAAUUUGGAUAAAAUGCCAGAGGAAAUUUACAAACUGAAAAAACUGGAACAUUUUUCGUGCAUAAAAAACAACAUAAAAGAUCUUGGACAAGACAUGGCAAAAUUAACUGCUUUACGGACAGUUAAUUGUCGACACAAUAAAAUUACUGAUGAUGGCAUACCUGGUAAAAUAUUUGAUCUUGAAGAUUUGCAAGUUGUGGAUUUGAGUCACAAUCAGUUGGAAGAUGUUCCACCACAAUUAGAAAAUGCCAAGAAUUGUAUUGUGUUGAAUUUGGCUCACAAUAAUAUUUCCAUGAUUCCUAAUCAGCUGUUUAUCAACCUAACUGAUUUAAUAUUUGUGGAUCUAAGUGAUAAUGAUCUAGAAACACUUCCACCCCAGAUGAGAAGACUUACAAACUUACAAACAUUAAUACUGAACAAUAAUCCACUGAUACAUGCACAGCUAAGACAGCUUCCAGCUUUGACAUCAUUAGAAACAUUGCAGAUGAGAAAUACACAGAGAACACUUAACAACUUUCCAUUAGGUGUAGACACAUUAACUAACUUACAAGAUAUAGAUUUGUCUGGCAAUGAUUUGCCAAGAGUACCAGAGACUUUGUACAAACUGUCACCAUUGAAACGACUUAAUUUGUCCAACAAUCAGAUCACAGAGCUUUCUCUUGUUAUAGAUACUUGGGUGAAUUUAGAAACACUGAAUUUAUCAAGAAAUAAGAUAACAGCAUUACCGUCUUCUUUACACAAACUGGUAGCAUUAAAGAAGUUGUAUAUAAACAGUAACCAGUUAGAUUUUGAUGGUAUUCCUGCUAAUAUUGGUAAACUACACAAUCUAGAGGUGUUCAGUGCUGCUAAUAAUAAUCUCGAGAUGAUACCUGAGGGUUUGUGCAGGUGUGGAAAAUUGAAAAGAUUAUUAUUGAAUGGUAAUCGCUUGGUGACACUGCCAGAUAUUCUUCAUUUAUUACCAGAAUUAGAAACCUUAGAUGUUAGAGAAAAUCAAGGGUUGGUUAUGCCACCCAAGCCAGCUGAUAUGAAGAAAGGAAAUGAAUACUACAAUAUUGACUUCUCAUUGAAUACACAGCUGAGAUUAGCAGGUGCCCCUGCCCCACCAACAGCAGACCAGUCUCCUCCUCAAAAAGGAGAUGCAGUUGCAAGAAAAUUGAGACUUAGAAAAAGAAGAGAUGGAGAGAAAGAAAGUGAAAAAGUGUUAAAGGGUAUGAGAGAUGUAGCCAAGGAUAAGGCAGAGGGAAGUAUAGAUUUAGAAGAUGACAAUCCACUCCGGCCAAAGAAAUGGAAUGAGAAUUUAGAGAGACCACAUUUAGAUUACAGUGAGAUAUAUGAUGAAGAUGUCGGUCAAAUACCAGGGAUUCAGUGUUGGGAGAUAGAAAACUUUCUACCAAACCCAGUAGAAGAAGCAUUGAUGGGAAAGUUUUAUGAGAGAGAUUGUUAUAUAGUAUUGAAGACAUUUAUAAAUGAUUCUAAUGGUCUGGAUUGGCAGAUCUGGUAUUGGAUAGGCAAAACAACAACGCUUGAUAAGAAGGCUUGUUCAGCGAUACAUGCAGUAAACCUUCGUAAUUUACUGGGAGCAGAAUGUAGGACAAUUAGAGAAGAAAUGGAGGAUGAAUCUGAAGAGUUUAUGGACUUGUUUGAGAAUGGUGUGCAUUACAUAGAAGGGGGUAGGACUACCAGUGGUUUCUUUAGUGUAGAUACUGUUGAAUAUGAAACUAAACUAUACAGAGCUUCAGGGGCACAUGCUAUACACAUGGAAAGGGUUGAUGUUGGUGUCCGGUCAUUAGACAGAAGAUUUGUGUAUCUGUUGGAUAAUGGCAAUGAUAUAUUUGUAUGGGUUGGCAAGAUGGCAAGAGGAACAAUUAGGACCAAAACAAGACUGGUAGCAGAAAAGAUCAACAAAAAUGAAAGGAAGAAUAAGGCAGAAAUUCAUAUGGAGUCCCAAGCUAGAGAAGAGGCCGGAUUUUGGAAAGCUUUAGGAGCUCAACCAGAUGGUUUCAUUGGGGAAAUUGUACCAGAUGAUUUUGAGCCAGCAGAACCCAGGCUAUACAAAGUAGGCUUAGGAAUGGGAUAUUUAGAGCUACCACAGGUUGAGAUUCCAAAAGGAAGGCUUGUACAGAAAUUACUGGACACAAAAAAUGUGUAUAUACUGGAUUGUAAAUCUGAUCUAUUUGUAUGGAUAGGAAAGAAGUCUACCAGACUGAUCAGAGCUGCAGCCUUAAAACUAUCAUAUGAAUUAAACUCCAUGAUUGAUAGACCAGAUUAUUGUACAGUGACUAGAUGUUUACAGGGGACAGAAUCUCAGAUAUUCAAAACAAAAUUCUUUGGUUGGGAUGAUGUAUUACCUGUAGAUUUUACAAGAACAGCAGAAUCUAUUUCUAGGAGAGGAGCUGAUCUUAAGGUGAUUAUGGAAAGAGACAAGAUGAAAACUGAUCUCUCUGCAUUAUUUAUGCCACGACAACCUCCCAUGCCCAUGGAAGAAGCAGAACAGAUGAUGCAGGAUUGGAAUGAAGAUUUAGAUGGAAUGGAAGCCUUUGUGUUAGAAGGGAAGAAAUUUGUCAGAUUACCUGAUGAAGAAUUGGGUAUUUUCCACACAGAAGACUGUUAUGUGUUCCUGUGUAGAUACUGGUUACCUGUUGAGUAUGAUGAUGAUGAGGAAGAAGAUGAAAAUGAAGAACCACCAGAAGAAGAUUUUAAAUGUGUAGUCUAUUUCUGGCAAGGAAGAGAUGCAUCAAACAUGGGAUGGCUUACUUUCACUUUCAGUUUACAAAAGAAAUUUGAGGGUUUAUUUGGUGACAAGUUAGAAGUUGUGAGAACACACCAACAGCAAGAAAACUUAAAAUUCUUAUCACAUUUCAAACGCAUGUUUGUAAUAAGAUGGGGGAAGAGGAAGUUACCAUCACAAGAAGCUCCUAAACCAAAUGUUGAAUUGUUCUAUUUAAGAGCUAAUGGUAGCCCUAUUGCUACAAGAUGUAUUCAGGUAAAACCAGAUGCAUCACAGCUAAAUUCUUGCUUUUGUUUUAUACUGAUGGUGCCAUUUGACAGUGAAGAUUUGAAGGGUGUUGUAUAUGUGUGGAUAGGUGCUAAGGCAGAACAUGAAGAAGCGACUCUGGCAGAAAAGAUAGCCUAUAUGAUGUAUGCUGAUAAUUACACUGUACAGAUGAUUAAUGAGAGAGAAGAACCAGAAAACUUUUUCUGGGUAGGAAUAGGUGGCAAAAAACCAUAUGAUCAUGAUUCUUCAUUUAUGAACUGUGCAAGAUUGUUUAGAUGUUCAAAUGAGAAAGGAUAUUUUACAGUCUCAGAAAAAUGUGCAGACUUUUGUCAGGAUGAUUUGGCAGAUGAUGACGGCAUGAUAUUAGAUAAUGGUGAACAAGUUUUCCUUUGGGUUGGUAAAAAGACCAGUGAUGUAGAAAUCAAAUUAACAUUUAAAAGUGCACAGGUUUAUAUUCAGCAUCUAAGGAACAAACAACCAGACAAGCCAAGGAAGCUAUUACUUGCCAUGAAGUACAAAGAACAUAAGAAAUUUACCAAGUGUUUCCAUGGAUGGGGACUUUACAAGGAACCAAUAGAAUGACCAUAAGCUAUUGUGAUAUCUCUAUAACUGUCUUCCAUUAUACUAAUUUAUUAUCUUGCUGUUACAAUUAUGCUUGUUUGUGAUAACUUGAGAUUGUUUGAUCCAAUCCUUUUCAAAUUUUAAUAUGAUGUUUCUCGUGAGUAAACAGAAGUCAAAAUGGUUUUGGUGAUUUUCACUUUAGCUGUUCAGGAGUUUUCCUGAUAAACAGAACCAAUUUUUUUUAAUGUGAGAGCUGUUUAAGAAAUGAAUACAUAAUAAUUUUAUAAUGACCAAUUACUAAGUAAUGUGUUCAAGUCAAGAUUUGUUCUCUCAAAAUAUGAAAGGCCUCAUAAUCUAUGGAUACAAUAAAAAAAAUAACAUUGUGUGAAUGGUGCUUUAAGCAGAAAUGUAAAUAUUGCCUUUUCAAAAUUUGAAUGUGUUUUCAAAUUUAGUCCAUUUGAUAGGAUAUGUUUCAAAACAAAUUAAAGUACUUUUUUUAAUUUCAUAGGGUAUGUUUCAAGGCAGUACUUAUAGUCUUUGAUCUAGGCAAUUGCAGCUUAGUCUUUGCUUCUUUAAUUGUUAAAUGUAUGGUUUUACAUAAGUGGCAUUAUAAAUCUAUGUAAAAUUAGCAUUUUGUUUGGUAUCAAAUUUCAUUAUUAAUAUUACCCACAAAGUCUAUAACUUGUACUGAUAGAACCUCUUGAAUAUAUGUACUUGUACAAUACUGUAAAUAGGCAGUGUUGUAGAUUUCUAAAAAUGUAAACACUAAAUUUGCAUUUGCAUACAAUUUAUGUUUUUCAGUAAUAUCUGAAAACUUAUAUAAAUCUAGUAAACAAAUUCCUAGAGUCAAAUUAGGCCCCAAAAAUAUAGUUCUGUUACCUGCAUUCCAACCUACCUACUCAUUUAUGGACACUUUUAGUGAAACACUGUUAUUAAAGUCAAGGACAUUUUCCUAUAUUAGUAUAAUUAGUAUAUGUAAAAUAUUUUUCAAAAAUAAAAUUCUUUUACGUACCUACCAUAUUUUUCUGCCAAGGAGGCAGGAAACAAGUAUAUAUAUUUUGGGGCCUUAAGUUUAUAGUAGAUACCAUACUUUACACUUUUACAACAUUUGAUGGUGAAGUGCAAUACAUGAAUGUGUCAGUGUGUGUGCUUGUGUUUGAAGGAUUGUUCGUUUUACCUGUUACUAUGUUAUAUUUUGUCAUCCUUCAUUUUUCUCAUUCCAUUUUAUGAUAAAAUGGCUAAAUAAAUUAUAUAAGAUAA
Molecule: messenger RNA, 4948 nt
Organism: Mytilus californianus (California mussel)
Lineage: Eukaryota; Metazoa; Mollusca; Bivalvia; Mytilida; Mytilidae
Product: protein flightless-1 homolog
Exons: 36
Coding region: 5-3709 (1234 amino acids)
Biological process (GO): barbed-end actin filament capping; myofibril assembly; actin polymerization or depolymerization
Cellular component (GO): nucleus; actin cytoskeleton; cytoplasm
Molecular function (GO): actin filament binding; phosphatidylinositol-4,5-bisphosphate binding
Source: RefSeq, a predicted model, not a curated record